UCCAUGUGUAAAGUUAUGAAAAGUUCACUGCACGUACCAGACGAAAAAUGAAUGAAUUGUAAAUCGAAAUUGCUUAUUUAUUUAAAGUGUGUCAGUGUUUAAUUAAUGUGAAAAGUUUUUCUAUAAUUUAUUGUGAAACUGUAAGGCAGCAACAGGAACAAACAUGUCCCGAAGAUUUUAUCGAUCCGAAUCAAAUGCGGAUUUAUUAAGUUAUUUGGAUAGAGGACAGAGCGCUUGUAAGGAAAAUAGAUGGACGUUCGAAGUUGCUUGGGAAGCGGCUAAUAAAGUCGGAGGUAUUCAUACUGUUAUACGUUCCAAAGCAUAUGUAUCCUGCGAAGAAAUGGGUGACCAGUAUUGUUUACUAGGUCCAUACAAAGAACAAUGUGCCAGAACUGAAGUAGAAGAAGCAGAUUUUUCAAAAAAUUCUUAUCUUCACACUGCUGUUGAAGCUAUGCGAUCUAAAGGAUUUAAAGUUCAUUCCGGAACUUGGCUAGUGGAUGGCAAUCCACAGAUAGUACUGUUUGAUAUUGCUUCAGCAGCUUGGAAAUUAGAUGAUUUUAAAAAUGAAUUAUGGAUUAAAUCGAAUGUUGGGAUACCUCAUCUGGAUACUGAAGCUAAUGAUUGUGUUAUUUUGGGUUAUCUCGUUGCAGAUUUUAUACAAGAGUUCAGACAAGCAUGUCUUAAUAAGAAUGGUGAUAAUAAACCCAAAAUAGUGGCGCACUUUCACGAAUGGCAAGCUGGUGUCGGCUUGAUAGCUUUGAGAACUCGCCACGUUGAAAUAGCGACAGUAUUUACGACGCAUGCUACAUUGUUAGGAAGAUAUUUGUGUGCAGGAAAACUAGAUUUUUAUAACAAUCUAGACAAGUUCUGCGUUGACGAAGAAGCAGGAAAGAGGCAGAUUUAUCAUCGAUAUUGUAUGGAAAGAGCUGCUAGUCAUUUAUCCCAUAUAUUUACGACUGUUUCAGAUAUUACAGCUUAUGAAGCCGAGAACCUGCUCAAACGUAAAGUAGAUGUUAUAACACCUAAUGGCUUGAAUGUUAAAAAAUUUUCUGCACUGCACGAAUUUCAAAAUUUGCAUGCCAUUGCAAAAGAAAAAAUACAUCAGUUUGUUAGAGGACAUUUUUACGGGCAUUAUAAUUUUGAUUUGGAUAAAACCUUAUACUUUUUCACUGCUGGUCGAUACGAAUUCACAAAUAAAGGUGGAGAUAUUUAUAUAGAAUCAUUAGCAAGACUGAAUCACUAUCUUAAGUCAACCAAUUCUGAUGUAACUGUUGUGGCGUUUAUAAUAUUUCCGGCAAAAACAAAUAAUUUUAAUGUCGAAUCUUUGCGUGGUCAUGCAGUUACUAAAAGUUUAAGAGACACAUUGUCGGAAAUCCAACAGCAGAUGGGCAAAAGGAUGUACGAAACUUGUUUAAGGGGAAAACUUCCAGAAGCUGAUGAUAUGUUGACCAAGGAUGAUAUUGUUAAGUUGAAGCGUUGUUUGUAUGCCUUGCAAAGAGAUGGGUUACCUCCAAUAACAACACAUAACGUGGUUGAAGAUUGGGAUGAUCCUGUUCUUGCAACAAUAAGGAGAUGCCAAUUAUUUAAUACUGUUCACGACAGAGUGAAGAUCGUAUUUCAUCCAGAAUUUCUAUCAAGUACAAAUCCCUUGUUUGGACUGGAUUAUGAAGAAUUUGUUCGUGGUUGCCAUUUGGGCGUUUUUCCUUCAUACUACGAACCUUGGGGGUACACUCCGGCAGAAUGUACCGUCAUGGGUAUUCCCAGUGUUACUACAAAUUUAUCAGGUUUUGGAUGUUUUAUGCAACAACAGAUAAUGGAUCCUCAAUCUUACGGAAUUUACAUAGUCGAUCGUAGAUAUAUUUCUUUGGAAAGUUCUGUACAACAAUUAGCACAGUAUAUGUAUGAUUUUACAAAACUUAAUAGACGUCAGAGGAUAAUACAGCGGAAUAGGACUGAAAGGCUGAGCGAUAUGUUAGACUGGAGAAAUUUAGGAAUAUAUUAUAGACAGGCUAGAAUCCGUGCUUUACAGAAAGUGUAUACAGAUUAUGUAGAUGAAUCGGAAAUUCAAGUGACUAGAUCUUUUAAAUAUCCGAGGCCAAUAUCAGAACCACCAAGUCCUAGUUCGUCAAGGCCGACAACACCUGCCGCCUCCGUUGUUGGAAGCGAAGAUGAUGAAGUCGAUGAAGAACUCGAGUUGAACGAAUUAAGACUUGAAAAUUAAUAAAAAUAUUUAUUUCAGCUUAGGUCUUACCGUCCAUACAAAGUAGUAUUAUGUUGCAUUUACUAUGCAUUCUGCUUUGAACAUUAUUAUAUCUGUAAGAUGAUCUUAUUUACUGGUGCAAAGAUACUCUAUGAUAAUUUUAAACUUUUUACAUUACUAAAAAUAUUUGAUUAUUAAAUCGAUUAAAUUAUCGUUUUGAGGCUAUAGAAAAUUAAUAUAACGAAGAAGGGAUGAACAGUUCAGGCGAAAUUAUUUUAUAUUCUAGGCGUUUAGAUGCAACUAAAAUUAUUGUCAGGGCAGUUAGAUGA
This is a messenger RNA of Ctenocephalides felis (cat flea), 2529 nucleotides long. Its product is annotated as glycogen [starch] synthase-like. The record is from RefSeq and is a predicted model, not a curated record. The coding region runs from base 164 to 2221 and encodes 685 amino acids. Gene Ontology annotation, molecular function: alpha-1,4-glucan glucosyltransferase (UDP-glucose donor) activity. Gene Ontology annotation, cellular component: cytoplasm. NCBI's taxonomy places the organism in Eukaryota, Metazoa, Arthropoda, Insecta, Siphonaptera, Pulicidae. The transcript is spliced from 17 exons. Gene Ontology annotation, biological process: glycogen biosynthetic process.